CGUCUGUUAGUGUGCAGCCCUGGUAAUUUUGUGUUUGUUUAGUUUUUGUGCAAAAUAUUUUGUUUUUCUAUCCAAUAAUUGGUGAUCAAUAAGCAGUUAAUUGUGUAAAAAAUGAGUGCAAACGAGACAGCAAAGCAACUGUCGAUUGUGGAUAUACGAAAUUAUAUGCUGCAAAACGACGGCAAGGUGACAAAUCAUGCACUCGUCAAGCACUUCAAGAAAUAUCUAACGCACACACAAAAUGAGGCCGAGGCACGAAAGCGUUUCAAAACCUAUGUAACGCUGCUCUCCACAAUCAAGAAUGAAAACAAUCAAAAGUAUUUGAUACUACGCAAAAAGUAUAUCAAUGAGUGUCCAAGCGACGAGUUUGUGGAACGAGCCAUCGCAGCUGCGGGCAAUGCCUCUACGCCGUCCAGCCCGGGAGCUGGUUCCAUUGUGUCCGUAACCGAUAGCGGCAUCUCGCCAAUGAGGCAGCCGCCGCCCUACAUAGCGCCGCCUGAAGUGCAGCAGUCGCCAGCACCAGAGCCGGAACCAAGUGCUCCAGUGAACACCGGCUUGGCCGUACAUCAGGAUCAAGUGGAAAGUUAUCGGGAGUGCGUUAACGAAUUCACAGCUGCCAUGCAACGCAUUGACCCAGCACGUCUCGUGCGCCAAUCAGAUAUUGACAAGAAGAACGAACAAGAUUCCGAAACCAAUGCCGAGGCUAAUGUUAAUGCCGAGGCUAAAGACAAUGCCGAUAAUAAUGGCAAUGCCAGGUCUAUAUCCCGUGUCAAUUCCGUGGACGAAGGCAGCAAUAAGGAGAAUAUACCACGUUUCUCCUUCUCAUCGGGCGCUUCAACCGAUAGCUCCUGUGCAGACAAGGUAGACGCAGCUGAGAAUCCCAUCAGCGUUAAGGAAGCGACACGCAAAUUCAACCGGAUGGCGUCCGAAGAAGAAGCAAAAAUAAUAUCGCCGCCGCCCAAGAAAAAGCCAGAGAAGUUAAUUGAGGAAAAGGAUUCACCCGAUGUUACCAUGUCGCACUCGAAAGCCAAGGAAUGGAUUGUCUCAAUGGCCAAAGUCAAUUAUCAAGAGCUCGCUAAGCUGGCUAAUGAUUAUCCAGAACUUGUUAAGCUACAAUGUCCAGCUACAGGUUAUACCGCUUUACACUGGGCUGCCAAGCAUGGGAACGAGGAUGUGGUCAAGCUGAUUGCCGGCACCUACAAAGCUGAUGUCAAUGCCAGAACGCAUGGGGGCUACACCCCGCUACACUUGGCUACACAAUUCGGAAGGCAUAAUAUUUUCGAGCUACUAUGGAAUGUUUACAAGGCCAAUCGUGACAUUAUGGAUUGGAGUGGCAAUAAGCCACUGGACUAUAGUCAACAGCGACCCAGUGUUUCGGCCUCAACGUGCAGCAAAAUCAAGGCACGAAAAAAGCAUGCAAUCGAAAAAGAUUUGGGCUUCCUGCGGAUUGGUUCGUUGAAUGUCCGGGUAAAGAAAACAACCGAGGCGUUCAGCAACUUCUUGGGAGUGGGCAAUGGCAAUACCCUGACGGCGUAUGGACCUGGCGGCGCAGCGGUAGCCCCAGUCCAAGCGGGUCGCCAUCACCAGCGAUCUCACCGUCACCAUCAUCAGCGUCAUCCACAUCAUGCCAAUGGUACGACACGGGAUCGGCAUCCGAAUCAGAGAGCAUCGACGACAAUACCAUACGGCUCGAGUAAUGUGCUGGGCUCCCGUUCCAGUGUGCCAAUCAAUAGGAACAUAUAUGACGCCGUACACAAGUCGUGGGGCUCAGCAGAUAGUAUUACACAGCGUCCCGAUACGCUAAUGCCGCCACCGAAAUCGGUCUCAAAGCGUUACAAAUCUUCGAAACGUUCAUCAUAUUCCUCGAAUGCCACCGACUCGCCCCGUGACUCCAUUUGUUCUUCGAAUUCCAGUUCGAAUCUCAACUCUGGCUACAGCAGCAUGCCAACCACUCCAAAUCAAAUACGUGCUCCGAAAAGCAUUGGAAUCACAGCCGAUUCCGAUUCGGAUUCAGCCUGUGGCUUUGACUCCAAUUGGUCUGUGAACGACCGCAACUCAGUUAACAAUAAUAUCCUAAGAUCCUAAAAUCGAAAUUUUCCGAAUACUUUA
Molecule: messenger RNA, 2109 nt
Organism: Drosophila hydei
Lineage: Eukaryota; Metazoa; Arthropoda; Insecta; Diptera; Drosophilidae
Gene: sowah
Product: ankyrin repeat domain-containing protein SOWAHC
Exons: 11
Coding region: 112-2085 (657 amino acids)
Molecular function (GO): protein binding
Source: RefSeq, a predicted model, not a curated record